GGGGGUGGGGCGGGGGAGCGUAUAGGAUAAAGUGCUGUGGUGCCUUGUAAAUAUUUGGGCCAAAAGGGAAAAAAAAAAAAAAAAAAAAAAAAAAAAAGAAAAUCGCGACAUGAUUAUAUCAUCGUUAUGCAGUCCAUUGUUCUAAUGAACGAGAGAGAGAGAGAGAGAGAGAGUAAAGUGAUCAAAAAGUCCCAGAUGCAUUUAUAAAAAGGGCUUGUUGGCUUUUUUCUUUUGGUUUUAUUUUUUCUUUUUUCUUUUUUAUUUUUUUUCCGUUUCUCGUUUCUUCUCCCCUUGUUGGAAAUAUCCUAUCUUUUAUCAUGUCUACAAAUAACACUGCCUCCCAAAACGAACAGGUGAUGAAGGAAAACAUCGAUAAGGCUGCUGAACAAGCCAAGCAAGAAUUGUCCAAAUUGAAGGCUGAAUACGAAGAGUUCAAGAGAAAUGCCCAACCUAAAGUGCAGGAAGCUGAGAGUUUCUUAACGUCUCCUUCUGCUAUUGGUUUCUAUCAAGGUCUUGUUGUGGGAGCUUUCCUUGUUUUGGGUUAUGCUAAAUACAAGGGGGGUCUCAGACUAUAAAGGAAAUCCCCCCCACCUGUCUGAAAGGGAAGAGAAGAAUCACUCUCUCUAACAUGUACCCUUCCAGUGGCACUUGUACAGACACAUUACACGCGCAUCUAUCACCCUCACUUUUAUUGUGGGGUUUUUUUUUUUUGGGGCUCACCCACUUGACAUACGAUUCA
This is a messenger RNA of Mycotypha africana, 739 nucleotides long. RefSeq lists its product as uncharacterized. The coding region runs from base 318 to 575 and encodes 85 amino acids. NCBI's taxonomy places the organism in Eukaryota, Fungi, Mucoromycota, Mucoromycetes, Mucorales, Mycotyphaceae. The record is from RefSeq and is a predicted model, not a curated record. The transcript is spliced from 2 exons.